AGAAAACAAAACUUGAAAAGGAAAUGAAACAAAUAGAAAAUGAGGUCAUAAAAGCAAGGGUCGGGAAGAUCGUCAAAGACCCCACAACCGCUGCAUCCGGUAGUAAGUACGUGGUGGACAAACAAGGAAGUGCGGGGAUUCAACGACCAGAUCAAAGAUUUGUCCCAAAAACGCCGGCGAGCGGAGAAAGACGCCGUUUCGGCGAUCCACCCCCAGAUAGUUCACGUGGCAACCGCAGAAAAACACCCAGGCUCAGACAUCCUAUGGAAAUACAAAGAGAUAAUGAGGAGGAUCAGACCAAAGCGGAAAGACUCAAAAAGAAAGAAGAGUUUUGGCAAGAAGAAAAAGUUGCAAGAAGCGGUCGACGACGGGAACAUCCUGAAGCAGUCACCAUCCCCUCAGUUAAAGAGGACCCCUUCGACCAUAAAGAACAGCCAAAGUCCGCACCCAUUGUCGCUCCGUCCCGCACCGGGAAGUCAGCGCUAACACAGAGGAUGGAGCGAGAAAACACCACCUUUUUCGAUCCUCCGAAAGAUCCGAAGAGCAGCGACGAUGUUUUCGAAAAAGCGUCACAUCUUUGGAACUAUAAAACUCAAACAUUUUGGUGA
Molecule: messenger RNA, 608 nt
Organism: Mya arenaria
Lineage: Eukaryota; Metazoa; Mollusca; Bivalvia; Myida; Myidae
Exons: 5
Coding region: 24-608 (194 amino acids)
Source: RefSeq, a predicted model, not a curated record